This is a messenger RNA of Calliphora vicina (urban bluebottle blowfly), 798 nucleotides long. RefSeq names its product mpv17-like protein. Lineage: Eukaryota; Metazoa; Arthropoda; Insecta; Diptera; Calliphoridae. Gene Ontology annotation, cellular component: mitochondrion; cytoplasm; membrane. The coding region runs from base 55 to 594 and encodes 179 amino acids. Gene Ontology annotation, biological process: cellular response to reactive oxygen species. The record is from RefSeq and is a predicted model, not a curated record. The transcript has a single exon.
UUGUUAUUUAUUGUAAAUAUUCCAACUAGGAAAAUCUAUUAUCUUGCCAUCAACAUGUUCGCCAGAACUGCAUCCCGUAUUACUCCCUAUUUGGCUGAAGGUUCACGAGCUGCCGGUAUAAUGGCUGCUGGAGACGUUCUAGCUCAAACUUUGGUUGAGAAAAAAGAUUUCAAAGACAUCGAUUACGUGCGCACAAUUAAAUUUGGAUCACUGGGUUUACUUUUUGUGGGACCGACACUCAAAUAUUGGUAUGCUUUAUUGGACCGCAGCAUAUCAACAAAUCAAAAUCGCCUACAACGUACAGUGAAAAAAAUGUUGGUAGAUCAAGCCAUUAUGGCUCCAGCUCUGAAUUUAUCCAUAACAGCUCUGGUAGGAGUGAUAAACGAAGAGAGCAGUGAUACCAUUAAGGAACGUAUAAAAGUUCAGUAUCCUGAUAUUAUGAAGAACAAUUACAUGUUGUGGCCAGCAGUACAAAUGAUAAACUUUAGUAUUGUGCCAUUAAAAUAUCAGGUGGUAUUUGUGCAACUGGUGGCUGUAAUAUGGAAUUGUUUUGUAUCACAAUUGCUAAAUGAUAAAAAUGCAGUGAAACAGUGAUUUCUUUAGUUUAUGAACAAAAGUACAUAUGGUAAACAAAGAACGUGUUAUGGAGGCGAAUUCAACAGCUGGCUUUUGUUUACAUUUUAAUUUAUAACUUUCAAUACUAAUAUUGUACAAUUUAAAAUUAUUUUUAUUAAGCGGUUAAAAACAUUGUAAAUACAUAUAUAUUUAUGUAAUAAAAGAUUGUUAUUUUAUACUGAA